Molecule: messenger RNA, 3186 nt
Organism: Fusarium verticillioides 7600
Lineage: Eukaryota; Fungi; Ascomycota; Sordariomycetes; Hypocreales; Nectriaceae
Exons: 4
Coding region: 1-3186 (1061 amino acids)
Source: RefSeq, a predicted model, not a curated record
AUGGAUGCCCAAGGAAGCUCGUCCACCAGGGGAAAGUCUUCUCCAGAGGCGAUACCUGCGACCGGCCUCAGUAUUGUAUACGAGCCCGAGACGGAUGCUCCAAUAGUCGACAUUGUUUUCGUCCAUGGUCUGAAAGGUCACCCGUACAAAACAUGGCGAUGCAAACAGAAUCCGGAAAAAGUGGGGGAACCGCCAGCGGACUCUGGAAAGGAGGCACCGAAGUCGAAUACUUCGAAACGACUCGAGUUGAAACAAAGUCUCAAGGCGCUCUUGAAAGGCUCGUCAAACAAUAACCGACAGGGCACCAGCCUCACUGAAUCCACGCGCAAUAUUCCCUCAACAGUAGAGACUGGCGAAAUGCCUAUUUUCUGGCCCGCUGAUCUCCUCCCUCAAAUCUGCAAGAAGGCUCGAAUCAUGACAUUCGGCUAUGAUACAAAGAUAACCAAGUUUACGUCGGGCCCCACUAACACAAACAGUAUUUUCUCUCAUGGGAAGGACUUUUUGUUCUCCCUAGGGCGCGAAUACGUGCCCCGACGUCCCAUGAUAUUUGUUGCUUACAGCCUCGGCGGAAUCCUGGUGAAAGAGAUGAUUGCGCUGUCGUCAAAUUCGGAUACUCUCGCACACAAAGGUAUCAUCGAAUCAACUGCGGCUAUUGUAUUCCUUGGAACACCUCAUCGAGGAAGCCCUGAGCUGUCAGCCAUUGGCGAAUGGGCAAGAUCAAUGCUCAGCAGUUUGAAGUUCCAGACAACAUCGACCAUCCUAGACACUCUAGGUCUCAAGACAACAGACCUUGAACGCGCCCAUGAAGCGUUCUGUAGACUCUGGUAUCAGUAUGACUUCCAGGUGAAGACGUUCCAGGAAAGCUUUGGUCUUACUGGGAUUGAUCUGGGUGUCUUGGGAAACAAGGUCGUGCCUCAUGAUUCUUCCUUGAUUGGGAACCCGAGGGAACAUGCAGAGACUCUCCAGGCCAAUCAUAAGCAGAUGAGUCGCUUCGGCACUGAUCAGGAUCCGAACUAUAUCAAAGUUGCUGGCGAGAUCAAGACAUUCUAUAUGGCGAUCGAUAAUGCUCACUCUAGGCAACGAGAUUUAGCAGAGGCGGCUCGAGUUUCUAAUAUGGAAGCUAGUAAGAACAAGAAGUCACCUUCUGAAGAUACUAGCCCUGAUAUUCUAGACCAGAGAGAAUUGGACGACUUUCUUGCAGCACUACGGUUCAAUGGGAUGAAUAAUCGCCGGGAUUCUAUCUUGACCCCUGCCGUGGAUACCGUGCAGUGGCUAUUCCAGAACCAAAGAUUCCGUCUUUGGACCAAUACAACUGAUAAACGGCAGCGUCUACUCUUUAUCAAGGGAAAGCCGGGAGCUGGCAAGUCAACCUUGAUGAAAGAGGCUGUACGAUAUAUGCAAGGUACUGCAAGAAAAGACCAUAUAGUUGCCAGCUUCUUCAUCGAUGCUGGUGGCGACACUAUGCAGCGAUGCACGACUGGAAUUUAUCGAUCGUUGCUCUACCAGCUUCUCUUGCAGAGUAUGAUAUGCAGCCCGCUCGUGCAGACCUCCACUGAGAGGCAGAUAUUGAUCUGUAGCAUCAAGGAUGCCAUAAUUCACACCGUACAUACCUCGGCAGAAUGGAGCGGCGGUCUGUUGGAAAUCCUGCUCUCCGAAACGCUUGAUUUCCUAGCAUCGCGAGGCAAGCCGGUCUUUAUCUUUGUGGAUGCACUUGACGAACUGAGCAUAGACAUGCAGCGACGCCAAGUUGACUUCUGGAGUUUAGGACAUAAUAUAUUCGACACCCGUGGCCCGAGAAUCUGCUUGUCUUGCAGACAGUUUCCCAGCAUCUCCGUUGUUGGCUCUCUAGAGCUGGUUCUGGACAUUCACAAUCAGACAGACAUCUUGAACUACAUUAAACAGCGACUGGAUACGCGAAUCUCUGUCCAUGAAGGACACUGGCGAAAAAUAUUGACGGACAAGAUCCAUUCUCUAUCGUCGGGAGUCUUCCUCUGGGUCGUCUUGGUGGUCGACGAAACUCUUGCUAGUUAUGAUCAGGGCACCAGUCUGCUUGGGCUCGUCCUACGCAUCGAGGAAAUGCCAACAGAGCUCGAGAAGAUGUAUGAAAAAAUCUUAAGAACAGCCAUAUACGGGUCCCCUUCAGUGAUUAGAAAGAUGUUUCAAUGGGUACUUGCAGCAAGCAGACCUUUACGCCUUGACGAGUGGCAUCACAUACUCGCUUUCAUCCAGCCUGCGAGACCUGCUUCGCUAGCAACGUGGCGAAACUCAGAGUAUUAUACGGAGAACGAUGAUCAGCUCGAGAGAAAGAUCAAGAACCUAUCGAAAGGGUUAUUGGAAGUCAGCAACAAGCAGCACGAUGUUCUGGCGGCGGAGAAAAACUAUGAAGUGUCCUCGAUCAAUGCUGGUGCUGGAUCUUUAGACUAUGAUGUGGGCUCAGCUCGUGUCGUGCGUGUUAUACACCAGUCUGUUUACGACUACUUCAUAAAUAAAGGAGGAUUCCGUACCUUGGGCUUGUUGGAAAGCGUCGAUCCUCUUGCGGAUUGCCAUUGCACUAUUUUGGAAACAUGCAUCGACUACUUGUUCAUCCCUGAGUUGGAUGAAUACAUCGCUGCUCGCCAGCGAGCAGCAGACAUGGCGAGUCUAGUGACUGGCUCAUUAUGUUCUGAGAAGUCUUUCACAACCGGAGGAUUUCCUCAGCCAGAUGAUCAGGGAAUACCAAGACUGCGUAGGGAAACCUUUAUCAAAGAUUGGGAGGCAUUCCUCCCCCGGGAGUCUUUCGAGGUCGUUGAGAACUGGCUAGCUGGAUGGACGCUAUCUACAUAUGCAGGUUCCAUCACCGGCUCUGAAAAACAUUCUGCCUCUGGCGAGCCUGUUGUUGCUGCUGCAUCCCAGGUUCUCAGCGACUACGUACCUUUACUUGUAUAUGCCGUCACGGAAUUUAUGUUACAUAUCGAGGGUGCACAGCUGGAAUCAAACCCAACCCAGCAGAAACAGGAUCUUAUCACGAGGUUGAGAGAUGAGGCAAUUUCGGAGCGUCUCCGACCACUGCAUCAAGAGAAACGCUCGCAAGAGAUGAUUGCCCAAUGGCUUGAAGCAAUUGCACAGAAUCGGUUACCGUCUCUUCCAAACCCCGGCGAAUGGUCCGAGAGCUCCAAGAAGUAUAGCGAGCUUCAGCUCGGCGAGUAG